Hypoxylon fragiforme is the source of this 1247-nucleotide messenger RNA. RefSeq names its product magnesium-dependent phosphatase. The record is from RefSeq and is a predicted model, not a curated record. NCBI's taxonomy places the organism in Eukaryota, Fungi, Ascomycota, Sordariomycetes, Xylariales, Hypoxylaceae. The transcript has a single exon. Gene Ontology annotation, molecular function: acid phosphatase activity. Bases 527 to 1240 code for a protein of 237 amino acids.
UAUCUUAGAGGCUUGUAGCAUACGUAGGUACCUAAAUACAUACCUAGCCACCUAUGUAAUUGGGCUGUUGUUCAGCUGUUGUUGACCCAUUGUUAAGCUGUUGUUGACCCGUUGUUCACCCGUUGUUCAGCUGUUGUUGAGCUGUUUUUUUACCUAUUUAACUAAUUGUAUAUAUAUAUUGACUAUUCAGAAUAAGUUUUAUGAAAUAUCCAGAGUCUUUGAUGGUGGUAUAUAUGGUGGUGUAUAUGGUGGUAUAUAUGGUAGGAUGUAGCGUUAUUCCCCUCCUUGUAAAGGUACAUCUGUUACCAUAUAAAUUUGUAUGGCAAGCCUUGUACCCUGUGCUUAUAUAAUCAAUAUUUUUAAUGUUUUGGCGGGUUGGCGGUUUCAAUUGAUUUGGCCCACCGUCCCAAAUCCAUACCAGUGCGGCUCGGGUGCAAGAGAACCGUACCAUACCUACCCCGAUUACGUACCACUCCUUUUUUUAUUUUAUACCUACAUAUAAAAAAUACAUAAAAAUACCUAAACCAUGGUCAAAAAACUCGCCAAGCAACCCACCCUCCCGAGCGCCGGCGCUCCGGACGGCAGCACCACCAUCCCCAUCCCCUCGAUCCUCAGCGACGGCAAGCCGCUCCCGCGCGCCGUCGUCUUCGACCUGGACUACACGCUGUGGCCGUUCUGGGUGGACACGCACGUGUACCCGCCGCUGGCGCCGAACGCCGCGCACAGCGCGUGCACGGACCGCAUCGGCGAGUCCUUCGCCUUCUACCGCGACGUGCCUGCCAUCCUGCACGGCCUCUCGCUCGCCGGCGUCAAGCUCGCCGUCGCCAGCCGCACCCACGCCCCCGAGCUCGGCCGCGAGAUGCUCAAGCUGCUGCACGUGCCGCCCGCGAGCACCCUACUAUCAGCACCAGCGCCCACAGCGGAGGGGGAGGAGGACGGCGGUAGUAAAGGUGGCAGUGCGGUGGCGGCCGCGCUGGCCAGCCGCAAGGACAAGGCCCGGAAAGCGGUCGAGUUCUUCGACGCCGGGCUCGAGAUAUACCCCAGCUCCAAGAUACGCCACUUCGAGGCGCUGGCGAAGCGCACGGGCAUCCCGUACAACGAGAUGCUGUUCUUCGACGACGAGAGCAGGAACAGGGAUACCGAGUCCCUGGGGGUCACGAUGUGGCUUGUCAGAGACGGGGUUUCGUGGGGCGAGAUCGUAAGCGGGAUACAGGAGUGGAGGAAGCGGAGGGGGGUUUGAAGAUACC